Messenger RNA from Nothobranchius furzeri (turquoise killifish), 1236 nucleotides. It is a transcript of the gene vstm2la, whose product is annotated as V-set and transmembrane domain containing 2 like. Lineage: Eukaryota; Metazoa; Chordata; Actinopteri; Cyprinodontiformes; Nothobranchiidae. Gene Ontology annotation, cellular component: membrane. The record is from RefSeq and is a predicted model, not a curated record.
GAAGUAGAGUCGACCGACGGGAGGCAGAUUCAGGGUGAGUCAGUCAGGCUGCUGGCACACGCGAGGCUGCGCCGUCCUCCUCCUCUUCUCCAUCAGUUCACCUGGAUUAAAAAAAAACAAAAGCAAAUCGACUCGCAUCCUACCCGAUGUGAAAAGGAAAAGUGGAGAGAAAAGACGAGAAAUCAUCUAAGAAAUGGGAGCGUUUAGGGUGCUGCUGGGGAGUUUACAUUACCUGGGACUCUGUCUGCAACUUAGUGUCUCCACGAGACAAGCUGGACACCGAGGGACAGAGAACCGCGUCUCUGGGAACGCUAUGUUUACAGAGGUGCCUCACGAUAUGAUGGCCCAGAGAGGUCAGGAUGUGGAGAUGGCCUGCUCCUUUAGAGGAGCAGGAACACCAUCCUACUCACUGGAGAUCCAAUGGUGGUACAUCAGGAACCAUCUAGACUGGACAAACCGACAGCCCUGGACGACUAAUGAGGUGGCUCCUGAGGAGGAGACACCAAAGGAUGCUACAAAGAUAAGUGUGGUGAAGGUCGUAGGAAGCAAUAUCUCCCAUAAGCUCCGCCUCUCUCGAGUCAAGCCCGCUGAUGAGGGAACCUACGAAUGCCGUGUGAUCGACUUCAGCGAUGACGCCGGUGCCCGCCACCACCGCGUCAGAGCAUACCUGCAGAUCAUACCGGAGAGCGACAGCAUUGACGCCAAGCACAACAGCAACUUUGACGCCAUGGACAGUACCAAGAGAGACAUGAGGUUUUUGGACAGGGAGUCCCACGGCGGCACCAAAGAGCACAUUCAUCACCAGAGUCACGGGCACCACCAGGAGCCCGGCAAACGGCCUUCGUCUGCUGCCCACCACGGCCACAGCCACGAGGGAAACAAUCAGCAGCACAAGGCGGGCAAAGAGCUGAGGAAGAGGGACGUGGACAGUAACCACAGCCACAAUGACUGCACCAACGAGCCGAGCUGUGCGCUGUAAACACUUGUUACGCCUGAGUGGGGCAUCACACAAUGGGUACAUAAUGUAUGUCACAGCAUAAAAGCUAUUCUCCUCACACAAUGCAGGCCUGUAGUGAAAUCCAGAAUCCACUGAAAUGUGCAAUGUGAUUUAUUUGAAGCAGAGGGGUGUGAACUGUGAAAGGAGUGUGGCUUUUUCUUGCUGUGCAUUAGUCUGCGUUGGACUGCUCACUGUCUGAAAACUGCCUGUAAAGUCUGGCUUCCUAACAUUCAACAAGG